GUCCUACCAUGGGGCCUCUGCCUCCUCCUUGGGCGCCACGGGCGACUUCCGCCGGAAAUUCGCGGAGAGUGGGCAGAACGGCUUCGUGAAGUUCUUCAACCCACAGCCGAACGGCUUCAGCUGGGGCACCACAGACUACUCGGCAACACAGCGAACUCUGGCCUGCCUCGAGGACCAGAUCUUGGCUGAAGGGCCAGAGACCAUUGCUGCCGUCCUCGUUGAAAGCAUCGUGGGUGCUGGUGGUGUCCUGGUCCCACCCGAGGGAUACAUGGAGGGCCUCCGGGCUCUGUGUGACAAGUACGACAUCCUGCUCAUUUGCGAUGAGGUCAUGGUUGGUUUCGGCCGCACGGGCCAUUUCUUCGGCUUCCAACACUUCGAAGGUGUUGUGCCGGACAUCGUGACUUCCGCCAAGGGCCUCACCGCCUCCUUCAUGCCGCUGUCCAUGGUCGGAGUCCGACAGAAGAUCAAGGAUUACUUCAUGACGCACCCCGUUGGCUGGGGCUCCACCUUCCACGCCCAUCCUGUAGCUCUGGCUUGCGCCUACGAGACUGUGAAGUACGUGCUGAAGGAGAACGUGCUUGACAAUGUGCGGAACCUGGAGCCUGUCAUGCUGGAGGAGCUCCAGAAACUGACGCUGAAGCAUGCCUCCGUGCGCCAGGCCCGGGCUGUGGGCCUUUUCGGUUGCUUGGACCUGCAAACCCCCAUCGGACAGACCGUCCAGCGCUUGGGCGAGCCUUCUCCGCCGGCAGUGCAACACCUACGAAAGGCGAUGUUUGACAAUGGCCUCUUCUCUCUCUUCCGGCCGCCGCUGUUGCACUGCUCGCCUCCGCUGAUCAUCAAUGAGGACUAUUUUCUGGCCGAUGCACGGACACCCGCGACAGAUCUCAAGCAGCAUCCCAGCAAGUUAUCAAAGUCCUUAAGCGAGAUGUGGCGGCUCUUGGUUCUGGUUGCUGCGGCUGCAGCUGCAGACCAGUUCGAACAACGGUCUGUAGUUGGCCAGCAUGGCAUGGUCUCCACGUCGCAUCCAGAGGCUAGUGCAGCUGCAACACACAUCUUGGAGAGAGGCGGCAAUGCAGUAGAUGCAGCCCUCGCAGUGCACUUUGUGCUUGCAGUCGUGGAGCCGCAGCAUGUCUCCAUCGGUGGCGGCGGUGUCAUGCUCUACAAGCCGCUGGAUGGAAAGGCUCUCCAUGUGGAUUUUCGUGAGGAAGCACCAGCACUGUACCAUCCAAAGACCUUCUGCAAGAAUGCGACUUGUGUUCUUGACCCACACUGCGACUGUAAUGGAACCUGGCCGAGCACAGAGCGUUGCACUGGCGGACAUGCCACUGGCACGCCUGGCUUCCCAGCCCUUCUUUCUCUCGCAGUGCGUGAUCAACUCGCUUCUUUGCCACUCUCAGAGAUCGCCGGGCCCGCGAUAGACUUGGCUCGCAAUGGCUGGAUCAUGGACGAGGGCCUCCACAAGAGCAUUCAGCAACAUGCCCCGCAGCUAGCCCGAGACCCUGCUUCGCGAGAGCUGUUCUUAAAUGCCAGCGGCAGUGGGCCCAAGGCAGAGGUUGGUGAGAUCCUUCGAAAUCCAGACCUUGCGGACACCUUGGAGUUGAUCGUGACUGCGCCGGAAGACUUCUACACAGGGCACCUAGGUGCGGAAUUUGUGCAGGCGGCAGCACAAGGCCUCAAUAGCGUGACAGGAAAGCAUGGUUUGCUGUCCAUGGCGGAUUUGCAUGGUUACAGGGCAGUGUAUCGUGAACCAGUGCAGUACGAGUACACCACUGCCUCUGGCACCACAUACAACAUCACCGGUUCCGCCCCACCCUUCAGCGGUGGAGUGGCACAAGCUCAGAUCUUUAAUUACCUCGAGCAGGUGGAAGGGACAGAUGCCACAGCCGCCCGCAGGCUUGGCCUUUUCAUGGAUGCGCAGAAUGCAGCAUUUGCUGACCGCAACCAGUAUGUUGCUGAUCCAGACUUCGUCGACGUCGACGUCAAGACACUGACAUCAAAAAGCUAUGCAGCAAGCCGUGCACAGGACCUGGUCGGUGGCUCUCAGAGAAUCCGUGGGAAUGAGAUGAGGGCCUUGUCUGUACCAGUGAGCCCUGGGAUCCUGAAGUCAAGCCGUGGUUCAUCUUCUUCGGAGGAUCACGGCACGUCUCACAUGACGAUCAUUGAUUCCCAGGGAAACAUUGUGGCCAUGACCACGACUGUGAACAUGAUCAUGGGCUCGAGGGUAACUGUGCCCGGGCGUGGCUACCUGCUAAAUAACGAAAUGUGCGACUUCGAUCCACUGGGUCUCGAUUCCGCUGGGCAGAUGACCGUCAAUGCUGCGGAGGGGGGCAAGCGCCCCAGGCGCACGGCUCUGGGUGACGAUAGCAGCUCCUUAGGUGGAAAAAGGCCGAGGUCCUCCAUGAGCCCCACUCUGGUUGUGCCAAAAGAGCCAGGCAAAGCUGCUUUCUCAUUGCUUGGCUUAGGAGCGCCUGGCGGCUCCGACAUUAUUGGUGGAGUAGCCAAUGUCCUGAGACAUACCCUGACUGCACCGGGGGCGGAGGUUCGACAGCUGCAGGCACACACCAACGCCCCGCGUGCCAUCGGCAAGAAUGAGCCGAGAAUGGGCAAUGCAGUCGUGGAGUUAGCACUCUACGAGGACAAGGAGACAGUUGCUGCCUUGCAGUCUUGGGGUUACAACCUCACGCACACGCCCUAUGCUCCGCCCUACUACGUGGGAGAGACGUACUCUCGAGUGCAAUCUGCAAUGAUGUGGCGUGCUGAUUC
Molecule: messenger RNA, 2763 nt
Organism: Symbiodinium necroappetens
Lineage: Eukaryota; Dinophyceae; Suessiales; Symbiodiniaceae
Source: the annotation of a GenBank genome assembly